UCGCCUGGAUUUCUUCGUAUUCUCGAUUUUUAUCAUCUCACCAAAUCAAUUCGCUUUUUAAGUCAUAGCCCUGGAUUCCAUCAGUAAAAAUGGCGCCAAUGAAAAACGAUAAAAGUAACAAUUGUAGUAGUAGUUAUGGCGAGGCCGUGGCCCGUCAGGUCAAUGUCCUCGCCAGCUGCUACCUCGUCGAUCCCACUGCCUCGCUAAAGGGUCUUCACUACUGCACUACCGGGGCUGCAGGUAAGUCACAUAUCUCCAUCCGAGAAACAUUCCCCUCCCUCCUUUCUCCCCUUUCCCACCUUUAUUAAUAUCUUUAUUAAUAUGGGCAUUCCUUACUAACUGAUUAUUCAAAAUAGGGGCCGAGUGGUAUUCCUGAGGUCCCUAUCUCAGGAUUACC
Molecule: messenger RNA, 397 nt
Organism: Hypoxylon fragiforme
Lineage: Eukaryota; Fungi; Ascomycota; Sordariomycetes; Xylariales; Hypoxylaceae
Exons: 1
Coding region: 90-308 (72 amino acids)
Source: RefSeq, a predicted model, not a curated record